ACGACAGUGCCUGGAAGAAUGCUGUUUAUGUGUCAAAACAAUCGAUAUCGACGAAUGAGUAUUAUAUGGGCCUAGUCAUCUACUGUAGAAAGUCAUUUAGUGUUCAGAUAUCCAGCUCCCAGGCAUCUUUAAAUGGAACAAAUACAACGGCCAUCACAGUCAUGGAGCCAUUUUCAGAAACCGCCACAGUUAUGGAGUCAUGUUCACCAACCACCACCGUAGUGGAGCCAUGUUCACCAACUACCACAGUAGCGGAGGCAUGUUCCACAGUAGUAGAGCUAAGUACACCAACUACCACCGUAGUCGAUAUAACUACUGUGACUAUCAUAGUAAUGGAGUCAUGUUCCCCAACCAGCACAGUAGUAGAGUCAUGUUCACCAACGACCACCAUAGUGGAGCCAUGUUCCACAGUAGUUGAGCUAAGUACAGCAACCGCCACAGUAGUCGAGCUAAGUACUGCAACUACCACAAUAGUGGCGCCAUGUUCCCCAACCACCACGGUAGUGGAACCAUGUUCCUCAACCACCACAGUAGUGGAGCCAUGUUCCACAGUAGUCGAUCCAUCAUGUUCACCAAUCACCACAAUAAAGGAGUCAUGUUCCCCAACCUCCACAGUAGUUGAGCCAUGCUACACAGUAGUCGAGCUAAGCACUGCAACCUCCACAGUAGUUGAGCGAAGUAUUGUAAACACCACAGUAGUGGAACCCUGUUCCCCAACCACCACAGUAGUGGAGUCAUGUUCCCCAACAUCCACAAUAGUUGAGCCAUGCUCCACAGUAGUCGAACUAAGUACUGCAACCACCACAGUAGUUGAGCUACGUACUGUAACCACCCCAGUAGUGGAGUCAUGUUUCCCAACCACCACAGUUGUCGGACCAUGUUCUCGAACCACCACACUAGUGGCGUCAUGUUCCCCAACAACCACGGUAGUGGAGCCAUGGUCCUCAACCACCGCCGUUGUAGAGCCACGUUUCACAAACAUCAUAGUAGUGGAGGCAGGUUCAGCGACCACCACAGUAAUGGAGGCAGGUUCACCAACCACCACAGUAGUGGGUCCAGGUUCGCCAACCACCACAGCAGUGGAGGCAGAUUCACCAACCACCACAGUAGUGGAGGCAGAUUCACCAACCACCACAGUAAUGGAGGCAAGCUCACCAACCACCACAGUAGUGGAGCCAGGUUCACCAACCACCACAGCAGUGGAGCCAUAUUCUGAUAUCAGCGACUUUGACCUUCAACCAUCAUCAACUGGGGUGGUUGUGUUAGGGUCUGACGGAGUUUUGAGAUCGCAAGUAUGUCAAGACGUUGUGGUGGUCACAUUUGAAUCUGCAAUGAGUGAGGAAGUCGUUAGCAGGAUUCACAAGGAAUUAACCCUCGACAAAAGUAAAAUAUCGUCAGUUAUUAGAAAGAAAGUCAGUCAGAAAGAUGACAGGCCCAGCUCAGCUUCUAUUGGUUAUUUUGGGUUGAUCUUCGCUGUCCUGCCAUUCGCCCUUAUAAUCAUAUCUGAUAUUCCCAAACUGAUACAACAUUUGAAAACACUCAGACCCACUAGACAUUGAGUCAGUGAAGCAGUCAAAAUUAAUGAUGAUUAUUUAUUAGGGGACAAUAAAAUGCAUUUUCUCAAAUAUUUGUAAGACGUCGAUAGUGUUCCAAAAUUCGUCCCCCAAUCCAGCACUUGAUGACGUGGUGCCAAGGAUGUAGAUUAAAUACCACUUUCUUAAUUCUGUAAAUAGUUCAACAUAAUUACUAUGUGUUCAUAUUUGAUUUAAAUUAAUAUUUAUCGCAUACUGUUGAUCUAAUAUUUACUGCAUACCGCUUUUUGAAUUAUUAUGUGUUAUAUUUACCAGCGUUUAUUAAACAUACAUUAUGCAAGAGCUAAAUCUGCCUAUUGCAGGUCUGUCGUUAGGCCUGAAAUGUUAUCUAAAUUAUUAAUUAGACAUUAAUUAACUUAUCUAGACCAUAAUCAACUCUUUGUGGCAUCGCAUACUCGAGAUUUUAACUAGAUUAGAACGGUUCGUCUUGAAUAUACCAGUGCCCUGGUUACCACCAUGCACACAUCUUGUCAAAACUACAAACAGUGAUAACUUGGCUCAGAAUGAAGUAAUUGAAUGAGAUUUUCAAUAUUUUCAUUUUACAUUAUCUAUUUUUGAACUAUUAUAGCAAGAAUGGUCAGGUCUUUAUCUAAAUCUUACAUAAUGUAUCUUUAAGUUGGAUUUUCUAUUAGAUUUAUUAGAGUUUUUAAAAGAAGAAUAAUUUGAUAGAU
This is a messenger RNA of Patella vulgata (common limpet), 2263 nucleotides long. RefSeq names its product mucin-2-like. The record is from RefSeq and is a predicted model, not a curated record. The transcript has 2 exons. NCBI's taxonomy places the organism in Eukaryota, Metazoa, Mollusca, Gastropoda, Patellidae. Bases 66 to 1559 code for a protein of 497 amino acids.